UCUACUAAUUUCAUGCAACAUUUGCUCUCACGCACUCUGUUUUUUAAUUGCUUCUUCCUUUUUUGCAGGAGAGUUUCUCCUUUCUUGUACAUUAGAUACCUGCAACAUUUCUCUCUCAAAUUUCUUUGUGGAAAGCUGUGAACUUUUUAACGUUUAUAGGGUUCUUCAUGCUUGCUUUUCUCAGGGUGUAUGGAAAAAGGACAUUGAAGACAGAUUGCUAUGAAUCCAGUUUGGGGUAUGUUGGUGGUGUUGAUUUUCAUCACUGGCUUUGCCGAAGCUUGGAUUCCUCCAUCAAAUAAGCUUAAGGAUACUACUAAUACUCCCCGAAGACCAGAAGAUGUAAAAAUUGGGUCCGUCUUGGCCUUCGACUCCAACAUAGCCAAAGUGUCAAAAAUUGCUCUAGAGGUUGCAGUAGAAGAUGUGAAUUCUGAUCCAACAGUUCUUAAUGGAACGAAGUUGAAACUAACCGUUCAUGACUCUAAUUCGAAUGGCUUUCUGAGUAUUAUGGAGGCUAAGCAGUUAAUGGAGAGUGAAAGUGUGGCACUAAUAGGUCCAGAAUCAUCAGCUUUCACUCAUAUGAUCUCCUACAUCGCGAAAGAACUCCAAGUUCCUCUACUAUCUUUCACAGCCACAGACCCUACAUUGUCCUCGCUUCAAUGUCCAUUCUUUUUGCGAACAACUCACAGUGAUCUAUUCCAAAUGGCUGCCAUAGCAGACAUAAUCGACUACUAUGAAUGGAGACAAGUGGUAGCCAUUUACAUUGAUGAUGAUCGUGGGAGGAAUGGCAUAACUUCAUUAGCAGAUCAAUUAGCUGCCAAAAGGUCGAAGAUCUCACAUAAAGCGCCUAUCAAUCCCGAUGCAACACAUGAAGACAUACGAAAUGUUUUGCUUCAGGUUUCGUUCAUGGAAUCAAGAGUUAUUGUUGUUCACACAUGCACCAACUGGGGAUUAGAUAUACUUAAUGUUGCUCAAGAUCUUGGUAUGAUGGAUAGUGGGUACGUUUGGAUCACAACCGACUGGCUUUCUACCAUCAUAGACAUAAGCUCGCCACUCCCAAGAAAGUCCAUUGCUUCUAUGCAAGGAGUUAUUACACUGAGAUCAUACGUCAAAGAUUCAGACCUUAGAAGAAAGUUUGUUACCAAAUGGGAAAACAUGACCACAUUUGGCGUGAGUACGUAUUCUCUAUAUGCAUACGACACUAUUUGGCUGCUUGCUCGUGCUCUUGAUGACUUUUUUGAUCAGGGUGGGAACCUUUCGUUCUUGAAAGUUCCUCAAAUGAAGGACUCACAAAGCAGAUUCUUGAAUCUUGAUUCUUUCAGAGUUUUUAGUGGAGGGAAAAUCUUGGUUGAAAAAAUCUUAGGAGUCAAAAUGAACGGAACAACAGGACCCAUCGAGUUCACUUCCGAUAAAAGCUUGGAUUUUCCAGCAUUUGAAGUUAUUAACGUAAUCGGCACUGGGUUUAGGAGAGUUGGGUAUUGGUCAAACUCAUCACGUCUGUCCACUUCUCCUCCAGAAACACCCAAAACAAACGAAUCUAGUUCGUCGUCUGAGCUGUUGCAUAGUGUAGUUUGGCCAGGUGAAACCGUUAAAAAGCCUCGUGGAUGGGUUCUUCCACAGAAUGGAAAACAUCUGAAAAUUGGGGUUCCAAUUCGAGUCAGUUUUCAGGACUUCGUGAAAGAAGUCAACGAGACUGAUAGGUAUGUAGGAUACAGCAUCGAUGUGUUUGUUGCUGCAGUGAAUCUGCUUCCAUAUGCUGUGCCAUAUAAGUUCUAUUCGUAUGGAGAUGGUCAUAAGAACCCGAGUUACACUGAUCUCAUGAGCUUGGUCAGCACUGGUGUCUAUGAUGCUGCGGUGGGUGAUAUUGCCAUUAUCACUAACCGAACAAGGAUGGUGGAUUUUACUCAGCCGUAUAUUGAGUCUGGGCUAGUUGUGGUGACACCGGUGAAGAAGCUAAGCUCUGGAACAUGGGCUUUUUUUAGGCCGUUCUCUGCUGAAUUGUGGUGUGUUAUUGGGAUUUUUUUUGUAGUAGUGGGAGCAGUUGUUUGGAUUCUAGAACAUCGCAAAAACGUUGAAUUUCGUGGUACUCCUAAACAACAGGUUGUCACAACCCUAUGGUUUAGCUUUUCUACCCUAUUUUUCUCCCACAAACAAAACAUGAGGAGCACUCUUGGUCGUUUCGUAUUAAUUCUAUGGUUGUUCGUAGUUCUGAUAAUCAGCUCGAGUUAUACAGCAAGUCUCACCUCAAUAUUGACCGUUCAAAAGCUUUAUUCACCGAUUGAAGGAAUUAAUAGUUUGCAAUCAAGAAAAGAUCGUAUUGGGUACCAAGAAAGUUCUUUUGUUCGAAACUAUUUGGUCAAAGAAAUUGGCAUUUCUGAAUCUAGACUUGUUCCUCUUAACUUGCAAGAAGACUAUGAUAAAGCCUUAAACGAUGGACCGAACAAUGGCGGUGUCAUUGCAAUUGUUGAUGAACGUCCAUAUAUCGAACUUUUCCUUUCAACUCGUUGCCAGUUCAGCAUCGUUGGUCCAGAUUUCACAAAAAAUGGAUGGGGAUUUGCCUUUCCACACGAGUCUCCCCUUGCAAUAGAUAUUUCGGAUGCCAUUCUCAAACUAUCAGAAACCGGAGAGUUACAAAGGAUCCACAAUAAAUGGCUAAUGCGGAGUGCUUGCAGUUCACAAGGAGCAGAGCUUGCAGUUGAUAGGCUCGAGCUAAAGAGGUUUAAAGGUCUAUUUCUUAUAAUUGGAUUAGCUUGUUUUCUUUCUCUGGUUGUAUACUUAGUGCCCAUAAUAUACCACUAUACUAUAAAGAAAUCAAACUCGUCCGAGUCACCUCGACCAAGACCCAUUCAAACGUUCAUUUCAUCUGUUGAUGGAAAAGGAGCGGUUAGUGCAUAUUCUAAGAAAAGGCUUAGAGGAACAAGUUCACUUAGGAGCGACGACAACGAUGCAUUUCACCAUAAGUUUACCAUAAACGAGUCAUCAUCAAACAUAUUACAUUGGUCACAACAAGGACAUUGAUUUUAAGUAUGAAAUAUGUGUUUUUCCACCUUGGAGGAGUAUAAACCAUGUUAACGCCCAUGCACCACAAGUAAGGAAAGUUGUUUAGUUAGGAGGUAUUGGUAGUUUUUAUAUAAUUUCUUUAUCUCUUGUCUCCUUAUUAUUGACUUUAUACCCAUGUAACUCCUUCAUUGUCGGUUUUAUAUAUACA
Molecule: messenger RNA, 3205 nt
Organism: Lactuca sativa (garden lettuce)
Lineage: Eukaryota; Viridiplantae; Streptophyta; Magnoliopsida; Asterales; Asteraceae
Product: glutamate receptor 3.6
Cellular component (GO): membrane
Molecular function (GO): ligand-gated monoatomic ion channel activity
Source: RefSeq, a predicted model, not a curated record